GUAACAAGAGUAGUUUUAUUAAUAUUGUUAUUGUUUUUAUGAAGUUUUAAAGUUUUAACUAGUGACUUUAAUUUUUAUUAUAUAUUUUUGGUUUACGUAGCGCAGCUUUUUCUAUCAAAUAAGUUUGUCGAGUUUUAUUAAUUUUGCAUAUUAGCCAAAUUAAUGCCGAUACGAGUAUAUUAGUAUUAACAAGACAAAUAAUUCGUGUAUCUUUGGAAAUGUUAAAUAUAACUUUACAAACGUAUAAAAGGUAUUUCAUUGUUUAGAAUAAGUUUCAACAACUUCUACAAAGGUGAAUGUAUUUUAUAAUUUGUGUGAAAAUUCGUAAUUGUCGAUUUAUCGAUUAUACAUUUAUUUGUGUCAUCAUCUCUAGCAAAGUUGUCAAUCGCGGUUACUAUGGCAACUGACAGUCUUGUUUGGGCGCCGUAAACAAAUGAACUUCGAUUGGCAGUUUUGAGAACCUGUCGGUAUUAGCCUAAUUACCUCGUGAAAUACUUAGUUCCAUGUAAAAAGUCCGAAAAUAUGGAAAUUGUGAGACAUUAUUACUAUUUUGUAAGUAAGUACUUGAAAAUAAUUACUUUUAUGGGAGUUUGUGAAAAGAAAAUUUGUAAAUUUUCUUGAUUGGGGUCUCUUCAAUUUAUAUCGAUUUGUCGGUUGCUUAGUGUGUUGUUAGAGAUCAAUAUAGUUUAAAAUGAUGGUCGGCACGCGCGGCUAUCAUAUUCAAAUGAGUUUACGAUGUAGAAGGGCGCUGAAUUUACAUAUUACGAUAACCGACAUGCCUGUCUUGAAUCCUUCAUAAAUAAUGUCCUUUGAAUUGUAGAGCGGAAUUUUGCAUUAGCGAUUUGAACAACGAGGUUUUGUGUGCAAUAUGAGUCAGAAUCAGCCUAAUGUGAGGAAAGAGGAGAGGAAGAAGGAUGCAGCACAAAAACCUGCCCAGAAAAAGAGCCCGGAAAAGAAUAUGUCUGAAAUUGAUGAGCAUAUACUGAAGAGGUUCGACAUAAAGAAGCGUCUAGGUAAAGGCGCGUAUGGCAUCGUGUGGAAGGCUGUUGACAAGAAAACUAAGGACGUGGUCGCUAUCAAGAAGAUCUUCGAUGCGUUCAGGAACCAGACGGACGCGCAACGCACCUUCCGGGAGAUCAUCUUCCUACAGUCGUUCAGGAAUCAUCCCAACAUCGUUAAGCUGCAUAGUAUUCACAGGGCUCUAAAUAACCGGGAUAUCUACCUUGGCUUCGAGUACAUGGAGACGGACCUGCACAACGUGAUCAAGCGCGGCAACAUCCUCAAGGACAUCCACAAGCGGUACAUCAUGUACCAGAUGCUGAAGGCCACCAAGUACAUACACUCCGGGAACGUCAUACACAGGGACCAGAAGCCCAGCAACGUGCUUAUUGACAGCGCUUGCAGGGUGAAGCUAGCAGACUUCGGUCUGGCGCGGUCGGUGUCGAGCAUGUACUCGGGCGGCGAGGAGGGUGCGGACCCCUGUCUCACGGACUACGUGGCCACACGCUGGUACCGCGCGCCGGAAAUACUCAUCGCUAGCAAGAACUACACAAAGGGCAUAGACAUGUGGUCGCUGGGCUGCAUCCUGGGCGAGAUGCUGACUGGCAAGCCGCUAUUCCCGGGCACCUCCACCGUCAACCAGGUGGAGCGUAUCAUGGCCGCGCUGCCCAAACCCUCCUCUGAAGACAUAACAGCAGUGUGCUCCGGCUACGGCUCGUCUCUCAUCCGCGAGCAAGUGUCGGGCGGGGCUGCGGGCGGGGCGCCGCUGACGUCCCUGCUGUCGUGCGCCCCGCGGGACGCCGCCGACCUGGUGCAGCGCCUGCUGCUGUUCAACCCCGCCAAGCGGCUCAGCGCUGAACGAGCGCUUGACCACGAAUAUGUUGCCAAGUUCCAUUGCGAGCGAGACGAGCCGACGCUCCCAUCAGAUGUAUUACUUCCCCUUCGCGAUGACAAGCAGAUGUCAGUGGACGACUACAGGAACAAGCUCUAUAGCAUCAUGGCCAAGACCUCGCACGGACACCAGCCGCAGACAAGGAAGAACCAUACCAGUACGAAGCCUCACCCAAUGCAAGCUCCAACAAAGAGCAGCAAGAGCUACCACGAGCCAGAACCGACCCGAAUUUAUUCCAAGAGCAAGAUCAGUGUCUCCGCAGACCAGAAGUCUCGGCAGAAACCCGCGCAGACCAAGUCCACCGAACGGCAUAUCAAGGAGUACCGCUCAGAACAAACUGGCCAGAAGCCUUUACGAGCCAUGGAGUACGAACGCCACGACUGGCUCGAGACUAACUGCCGAGGGGAUUACUUCCAACCAGUCACCAGGCAAUCGCCGUCUAGAAGCGGAUUCAUGAGUGGGGAUAAGAAGACGGUUCAGCAACGAAGGAGUUCCACCUCCUUCUCGACAAUAACUCUAGGAGGUGACGCCGAUUACAUAAGGUGUGUAAGGCCAAGUCAGAAGUACGGAGUGAUCACAGCCAGUGCCUUCAUGGACCUACGGACCAGCAUGAGAUGAGUUCAGGUAGGUAGCGCGUAGAAUCUCACUUUGCUAUCGCUUUAGGCCAACGGUCUUUUGUAUUAGUUUUGAGGUUAAUUAUUUGUUAUUAUGUUUGAGUUUUGUUGUUUUCUGGGUGCGAUUGUCGUUUAUUUUUGGCGGGAGAUUUUAAUAAUGGCGGAUUUUUGAUGGGAUGUAAAAGGUAAUAUUAAAAUCGACCGAUUGAUGCAGAUGGGAAAUUGUUGGUAGGUAUUUUUAUUUUUUAGUUUACAAUAAUAUUUCCGCCAUUUUGUUCUCAAUGUUGGCAUGCGAUAAAAAUAUGACGAUCAAAGAUUAAUUUGAUAAGAAAGACUCUUAUUUUAAUGAUCUGUCUUAUCUAGGCAAAAAUAGGCUAAUGGGGCACAAUUAUAAAUAGAUUUUAUUUAUUUACUACUUAUAUUGAAACUGCCAUAAAACUAUUGAUGUUCUACAUAUCGGACAAAUUGACAAAAAUAUGAAAUAAAAACUGUGAUCUAUGAAAACAUAGGAAAUUUUAGAACAAACAGCGCAUUUUCAUGAAAAUCGAAUUAAUGUUGCUAGUUAAAAAAAUACUUUGCCGUUCGAUUGCGGAUUCUUCUUGGCUUCUAAUGUCAAGGUUUAGAAAUUGUUUUAACCUAUAUUUUUAAUUAUUUGAUUUUUUUAUUAUAUUCUGUUAAAUUCUAGUCCUAAAUGUGAUAGAAUAAUAUUUACUUUUUCUUUUUUGUAUUUUGUUGGAAAUGUAAAUUGAAAUGAAAUGUCAAGUCCGUCCAGACAGAAUAAAAAAAAAACUUGUUAGCGACGGCAUUUUUUUAUAAUACUUACUACACUAUAGAUAUUAAAAUUGAACUCAAGUAUUCGAUUGUCAUUUAAGUAAAUUAUUUGACGUUAAAAAAAGUCUAUAUACGUCCCUGUCGGGCACAGGCCUUCCGCUCAUUCAACCUAUUUCAAUAUUUCAUGAUAUUUUUGUAGAUAUGUCUAUGUACCACAAUUCAGAGAAACAAAACCCUGUGGUAACAAUGUAAUACAACAUAACGCGAGGUAAAUGACGACACGAAUGUUGCCAUCCUUGCACUAAUUUUAGUGCAAAGAUGGCAACACUAAGCAACUGUUAUUUUUCAUGUGACAAUUUCUAUCUUGUUCACAUUGCGUAUUGGGUAGUUUCCUAGAUCAAAGAUAAAUUAUAAAAUUCUGAUUAAUAAAAAAUACAGAUCUAAAGCUCUUUUCUAUUUAACUUAUUUAUGAAUUUUAAUAAAGAAAAAUGAAAUAAUAAGUGCGACAUUUUGACACGUUUUCAAUGACGUCAGUGUGCUUUUUCAUACAAUUUCCUUAGUAAUUUCGUAUUUUGACGUUUAAUUGAUUUGACUAGUUGGAAACUAGCCUACUGUCCGUUUGCUAUAGUCACUCCUAACCCUCUACUGUUAUACUAAAUUAUUAAGCCACUGCUGGGCAAAGCUUUUCCUUAAUCUUUCUCUUGUUCGGUUCUGCUACUCUUUUUUUAAUCGAGCCUGGAGCAUUUCUUUGUGGUUAUGCUCCUUGUAAAAAGUAACUGAUUUGACUAGUUGGAAACUACCGUAUUCAAGGAUUUAAAUGAUAAUCGAGUACGAUUUGUUUUUAGGGAAUAUUAAUAUAAUUAUACACGAUUUUGCAAAUUUUAAUAUAGAUAGAGUACAAAAAUUGAUUUUACUAGCACCCGGGUGAUACCAGUCGUUCAAAACACUUAUGAUCAUAUCUUAUGAUAGACCUAUUGAUAAAGUAUACAACCACUGCCAUAAUAUAUUAAUAUUAAUAUAUUUUUUUUUACAUUUAAAUAAGCGGUUUCUCGGCGUAUCUUUCUCGAAUGCGAUUUGUCUCUUUUUAAUGAGGGUAAACUGGAACAUUCUAAAUACUUACGUUUAGAAAUAAAUAAAUAAUAAUAGGUACCUAUUUAAAUUGUAGAUUUUCUAUAAAAUAUAAAGUGGCCUUUCACACUAAUCAAUUGCAUAUACAUUACGUGUAAGUACUUAAACAACUUUUUACCAAAAAUUCACCUAGUUUUGGGACCUUAUAACAGGAAUCGCUCACAAAUUUUUCUGAUACCUAGACUUGAUUAACACAAGUGUUCAAAAGGGAUCAAAUAUCUAAUACGUCUUCACGUCAAAUUUGAAGCUGAAUUAAUCUUCCUGUGAAAUAUAAGUGCUUCAAAAUUGAUAAAAAUAUUGCGUAUUCAUUUUAUUAUACCUUAUAAUAACACGGUUUGUACAGUAUAAGUGAGUACUGUACCUAGGUGGCACAGACGUGCGGGGGAGGGAAAGCACGAGUUCAAAUACUGCGGGCUUAAAACGGCCACAUUGAAGCAAUUCAUCUAAAAAAGCAAUAUUGCUAUUGGACAUUUUAUUUGCAUUGCGCACUUACUUUUAUAUGCGUAAAUGUCAAGUUGCAACAUUGCUUUUUUAGAUGAAUUGUUUCGAUGUGGCCUUUUUAAGCCCCCUGCUCUCAACAGACAGAGAUAGGUAGUGUUUAGUGGGUUACUCCGCCGACCCGCUCCAAAUCGCGCGUGAAUCGCAGAAAGGUAGUUCUUCGAACACCGGAAUAUAAUAUCAUUAAGUACCUUUAACGCAAAUAUAUUCUGGAAUCUUUUGUCUGGAAAUAUCCAGUUAAAACUUAUAUGUCGCCAACUUCGUAUAUUGACUUCCGGUGUUGGAAGAACCACCCAGUUACGGCCGGCGGCGUAGCGCUUGGAGUUAGACCGCACUAGACGUACGGUCACGAGCAUAAUAUGUAUACACUUUGGUACCAUGUCACAUUAACUUUCUUGUCAAAUUGAACUGUAAGUCUCACUAAAUGUCAAAUAUGUUAGUGCGACAGUCCUAAAGUGGGUACAUUAUAUUGCUCAUGACUGUACCUACUAUGAUCCUUAAGGUUUAGAGAAUAUUGAGACGUACAGGUACCUGUAUUAUGUUGUACCUUGAAACGGACCACACAUACGACAAGCUGUAAAAAUUGUAAGUUAAAUAGCACAAACACCUACGAGGCUCUUUAUCGAGUCAGUGUUGCUAUAUGAGAAUAACAUUUCAGUCGUAUGUGUAUUGUACUGUGGAUUAAAAUAUGUGGGUACUGCAUGGAACUGUUAAAAUGUUUCGUAGAAAUAAAAGACAAAUGUAUGUUGAAAUGAAAUUAGAAUCCCGAAAUAUUUGUAAAGUUUUGGUUUUGUUUAACACUUUUGUAUGAUGAAUUUUACAUGGCAAAUAAACGAUUGUACUCGAA
Molecule: messenger RNA, 5749 nt
Organism: Pectinophora gossypiella (pink bollworm)
Lineage: Eukaryota; Metazoa; Arthropoda; Insecta; Lepidoptera; Gelechiidae
Product: mitogen-activated protein kinase 15-like
Exons: 8
Coding region: 869-2509 (546 amino acids)
Biological process (GO): protein phosphorylation; intracellular signal transduction
Cellular component (GO): cytoplasm; nucleus
Molecular function (GO): ATP binding; MAP kinase activity
Source: RefSeq, a predicted model, not a curated record